AAGGUUGACAAGAAUCUUCAUUAUUAUAAAAUUAAUUUUAACGACGCUAUUAAAUUGUGCUGAAAUUCAACGCAAUCACUUCAAUGAAAAGGGUCAAUCUUUUCUAUUUAGCUGGAAUUCACGAAAUUUCAUUCCCAUUAUUCUAUGUUGAUAGAAGAUUCUAUGAAGAUUUACCAUUGAAUCGAUUUGUUAGGCGUUCCUGUUCUUUUCGUUAGCGUCUUUCAUCCCAACAUCUUUUUAUCACUACUGAAAAAUUCAGUGUAUGUCCGAACAGUGUAUAUGUCGCAAAUUUAUUGCGUUUUAAGUGUUGUUUAAUGUGUUAAUCUGAAAUUUUCCGAAGGGUAGAAAACGUUAAUCAUCAAUAGCAAAUAUAAUGUCUCGCUAUAGGGAAUGGGAUCUUUCCUGCAAAGUAUAUGUAGGUAAUCUAGGAUCUUCUGCUAGUAAGCAUGAGAUUGAAAGCGCUUUCAGCAAGUAUGGUCCCCUCAGAAAUGUCUGGGUUGCACGAAAUCCGCCAGGUUUUGCUUUUGUGGAAUUUGAGGAUUCUCGAGAUGCCGAAGACGCUGUGAGGGGGUUAGACGGAACUCGAUGUUGUGGAACAAGAGUACGUGUUGAAAUGUCUAACGGAAGAUCCAGAAGGGGAGGUGGAAGAAGAGGACCUUCUAGAUACUCAAGGUCUAGAUCGCCUAGGAGAUCACGUUCUGUAUCUAGAUCCAGAAGCAGGGAUAGGCGUAGCAGGUCAGAUUCAAGAGAUCGUCGAUAAACGUUGAUUACCAACUUCGAAGGACAAAGUUGAGAGCCCAACAUCGUACAUAUUAAACACUUGUUUAAACCAUAUUUGCCAUAUUUGAUGGUGAAUUGUAGAGUCUUUCUAUCAAGAUUUCUACUAAUUUUUAAGCUACUUAACCUCCUUUUUGUUUAUUCAAAUAGGUGGGAUAGUAUUUUCAUUUUUUGUAUACAAAUAUGUUUUUAUUUGUGACCUGAUACUGAGGAAUGUAUAUUUAAGAAAAUAAAAAAAAUUGAAAAACUUAA
This is a messenger RNA of Harmonia axyridis, 1029 nucleotides long. RefSeq names its product RNA-binding protein 1 (gene Rbp1). Gene Ontology annotation, molecular function: RNA binding. Gene Ontology annotation, cellular component: nuclear speck. Gene Ontology annotation, biological process: mRNA splicing, via spliceosome. Lineage: Eukaryota; Metazoa; Arthropoda; Insecta; Coleoptera; Coccinellidae. The coding region runs from base 374 to 760 and encodes 128 amino acids. The transcript has 3 exons. The record is from RefSeq and is a predicted model, not a curated record.